GUGGUGACGUGACGACGCUCCAGCCUGCGCUAAAUCGUCUUACGAAGAGAUUGAGCGCUGUCCAGUGUGUUUUAUUAGUAGAAAAGCACAUCUUUACUCGGGUUUAGUUCGCCAACAAACGCAGACAGUAGCAAGUGAUCAUGGCGUCGGUGUUGGACGCGCUCUGGGAGGACAGAGACGUGAGAUUUGACAUCACUGCACAGCAGAUGAAGACCAGACCAGGUGAAGCACUCAUCGACUGCCUGGAUUCAAUUGAGGACACAAAGGGAAAUAACGGAGAUAGAGGGAGACUCCUGGUGACCAAUUUGAGGAUAAUCUGGCAUUCGCUAGCACUUCCAAGAGUCAACCUGUCUGUGGGAUACAACUGCAUUAUUAAUAUCACCACAAGGACUGCGAAUUCCAAACUAAGAGGUCAGACUGAAGCGCUUUACAUAUUAACCAAAUCUAAUAACACUAGAUUUGAGUUCAUCUUCACGAAUGUGGUCCCAGGAAGUCCGAGACUCUUUACAUCUGUCAUUGCAGUUCACAGGGCUUAUGAGACGUCUAAAAUGUAUCGAGAUCUAAAACUCAGAGGAGCACUUAUUCAGAACAAACAGCUGAGGCUUCUGCCACAGGAGCAGGUUUAUGACAAGAUUAACGGAGUAUGGAACCUGUCUAGUGAUCAGGGUAAUCUUGGGACGUUUUUCAUUACUAAUGUGAGAAUCGUGUGGCAUGCCAACAUGAAUGAGAGCUUCAACGUCAGCAUUCCCUAUCUGCAAAUUCGCUCCAUAAGGAUUAGAGACUCAAAAUUUGGACUUGCUCUUGUGAUUGAGAGCUCUCAGCAGACAGGGGGGUAUGUGUUGGGAUUCAAGAUCGAUCCAAUGGACAAGUUACAGGAUGCAGUGAAGGAAAUCAACUCCCUGCACAAAGUGUACUCCGCAAACCCUAUUUUUGGUGUGGAAUAUGAGAUGGAGGAAAAGCCUCAGCCCCUGGAGGAGCUGACCGUAGAGCAGCCGCCUGAUGAUGUGGAGAUUGAGCCGGAUGAGCACACGGAUGCUUUUACUGCUUAUUUUGCAGAUGGAAAUAAGCAACAUGAUCGUGAGCCGGUGUUUUCUGAAGAACUGGGUUUGGCAAUAGAGAAACUGAAAGAUGGAUUCACACUUCAGGGACUCUGGGAAGUCAUGGGUUGAAAACACUCUGUACAGUUGUAUAUUGUAGCAUUGCAUUGUUGUUUACAUUUAACAUCAAGAGUUUUCAUUAGAAUUUUGUAUUUAUUUUCAGAAUAUUUAUUUAACGUUUGAUAAAGACGUAUGUUUACAAAUCAUGAGGACCAAAUGUAAGAAAAUAAUGCUGAAAAAAAAAAACUAAAAUACCAAUGUAUAAGCAGAUGCAGAAACAUGUAUAUAUGUAUUCAAUAGAUAUAUUUGUAACCGGUUAAGAUUACUUUGUGUAGAUAAAAGUUACAUGAUGACUUUGCUGUUGUUGUGUAGUAAUACAAUUAUUAGAAAAUGUUUUAAAUCAGGAGUUUGCAUGUUCUCCCCAUAUUGGCAUUGGUUUCCUCCGGGUGCUAAGGUUUCCCCCACAGUCCAAAGACAUGCGCUAUAGGUGAAUUGAAUAAACUAACUAGGCCAUAGUGUAUGAGAGUGUGUGAAUGAGUUUAUGGGUGUUUUCCAGUACUGGGUUGCUGCUGGAGGGGCAUCCGCUGUGUAAAACAUAUACUGGAAUAGUUGGUGGUUCAUUCUGCUGUGGUGACCACUGAUAAAUAAGGGAAUGAGCCAAUAGGAAAUGAAUAAAUUAAUGUUUUAAUCAAUUACUCAUUUAAGAAAUUUUGAUAGUAGUGUGUCAGGAGCUCAACUACUUACAAAUGAUCUGAUUAUUUACGUACAGCUGUUGUUUUUUUUCCCAACCAC
Molecule: messenger RNA, 1889 nt
Organism: Danio aesculapii
Lineage: Eukaryota; Metazoa; Chordata; Actinopteri; Cypriniformes; Danionidae
Gene: bbs5
Product: Bardet-Biedl syndrome 5
Exons: 12
Coding region: 141-1169 (342 amino acids)
Biological process (GO): cilium assembly; intracellular transport
Cellular component (GO): BBSome; ciliary basal body
Molecular function (GO): phosphatidylinositol-3-phosphate binding
Source: RefSeq, a predicted model, not a curated record